This is a messenger RNA of Stegastes partitus (bicolor damselfish), 1630 nucleotides long. RefSeq names its product fructose-1,6-bisphosphatase 1a (gene fbp1a). The record is from RefSeq and is a predicted model, not a curated record. Gene Ontology annotation, molecular function: fructose 1,6-bisphosphate 1-phosphatase activity. Gene Ontology annotation, biological process: fructose 6-phosphate metabolic process; fructose 1,6-bisphosphate metabolic process; fructose metabolic process. Gene Ontology annotation, cellular component: cytoplasm; cytosol. The transcript is spliced from 7 exons. Lineage: Eukaryota; Metazoa; Chordata; Actinopteri; Pomacentridae. The coding region runs from base 84 to 1100 and encodes 338 amino acids.
CUCCGCUCAGUUCCGCGUUGCAGCGCAUUUAAGUCCUGCAGCGUUUCCUCCUCCAGCUUCUACUCUGGAGACCGACCGCCACCAUGUCCGACCAGGGCCAGUUCGACACCAACGUGGUCACCGUGACCCGCUUCGUCAUGGAGGAGGGCAGGAAGGCGAAGGGCACCGGGGAGCUGACCGCGCUGCUCAACUCGCUGUGCACCGCGGUGAAGGCCAUCUCCAGCGCCGUGCGUAAAGCUGGGAUCGCCCAUCUUUACGGCAUUUCUGGCAGCACCAACGUGACCGGCGACCAGGUGAAGAAGCUGGACAUCCUGUCCAAUGAUCUGGUCAUCAACAUGCUCAAGUCAUCAUUCACCUCCUGUGUGCUGGUGUCUGAGGAGAACGAAAAAGCCAUCAUCGUGGAGCCAGAAACAAGGGGUAAAUACAUCGUGUGCUUUGAUCCUUUGGACGGCUCCUCCAACAUCGACUGCCUCGUCUCCAUCGGAACCAUCUUUUCCAUUUACAAAAAGACCACAGAUGAUGAACCCUGUGAGAAGGACGCUCUGCAGCCGGGCAGAAACCUUGUUGCCGCCGGUUACGCCCUGUACGGCAGCGCCACCAUGAUCGUGCUUUCCAUUGGCCGAGGAGUCAACUGCUUCAUGCUCGACCCAGCAAUUGGUGAGUUUAUCCUGGUGGAGCGCGAUGUGAAGAUCAAGAAGCGAGGCAAGAUUUACAGCUUGAAUGAAGGCUAUGCAAAGUUCUUUGACCCUGCUGUCUUGGAGUACGUGAAGAAAAAGCAGUACCCUCAGGAUGGCAGUCAUCCCUACAACGCCCGCUACGUCGGCUCUAUGGUGGCAGACGUCCACCGAACGCUGAUGUAUGGAGGAAUCUUUUUAUACCCAGGAAAUGUGAAGAACCCUGAUGGAAAGCUGCGGCUGCUGUACGAGGGAAACCCCAUGGCCUUCAUCAUGGAGCAGGCGGGCGGCAUGGCCUCCACCGGCUACGAGAACAUCCUGGACAUCCAGCCCCAGUCCAUCCACGAGCGCUCUCCCGUAGCCAUGGGCUCCCCUGAUGAUGUCCUGGAGUACAUCGCCAUCUGCAAGAAACAUGCCAAGAAGUGAGACCACACUGACUCACUCUCACAACCGUCCCCCUGCAACAACAACAAAAAACCUUGUAUCUCCAAACUGUGUGCUGUUCAGGAAGUGAAGAAGAGGGGCUCACAUUGAGCUUGAUGUAAAUGUUCUUUUGAUGGCUUUUUUUUAAUGUGGUUUUAAAAUGUUUCUUAAGACCAAAAAUGUAAAGAGAUUUUGACAAGAGUUAAAUUUGGGGGUACAAGGUUUUCAUUCCAAACCAGCAUUGUUCAUGUUCUACUUGUAGAAGGCUGAACGGGGUUCAGUGGACACAUGAAGACUGUAGUUCAUAAGCUUAAACGCACACAUUCCAGAAAAACUACCAAAGAUGAAGAAAACCGUGCCAAAAAAAAAAGUUUACCUUCAAUCGUGCCUUAAUUAGAAUGAACAUUCAUUCUAGAUGUGUGAAGGACCAAAUGCAACCUCUGUGCAACAAAACUUGAUGCAUUUAUAUGUGACAAAAACUACUGUUUGGAAUGAUGUCUUGAUAAAUUAAAAUGAGUCUGUGAAGAUAAAAA